Molecule: messenger RNA, 2260 nt
Organism: Hypoxylon trugodes
Lineage: Eukaryota; Fungi; Ascomycota; Sordariomycetes; Xylariales; Hypoxylaceae
Product: fungal-specific transcription factor domain-containing protein
Exons: 2
Coding region: 1-1629 (542 amino acids)
Biological process (GO): positive regulation of transcription by RNA polymerase II
Cellular component (GO): nucleus
Molecular function (GO): transcription cis-regulatory region binding; DNA-binding transcription factor activity
Source: RefSeq, a predicted model, not a curated record
AUGGGCAAUGCGACGUCGCAAGCUCCGAAGCUCAAAACCCCUUUAAGGCCGAAAUCAAGUGCCGUGGCUUAUGAUAAGUCAAGUCUAAUGAAAAUUGAACCCAAUUACCAGAAUCCGAUUAUCCCUCUACUUGAUCCAUUGCUACAAGGCUUAGGGCAUUCGGCACGAUAUUAUCUUAACUAUUAUGCUAUUCGCUUCUGCCAAGACCUUGUUUUAUAUGAUUCACCGCAAUGUAGUGCUAAUCCAUUCAGGGACUUGGUCCCUAUGUCCCUCGAAUAUCCUUUUCUCCGAGAGAUAAUCGUCGCGGCAUCGGCUUUACAUUUUUCUAACUCUAUGCGCUGGAAUAAAAACCCUCAACCUGUAGUUAACGCCCUCGUUGACGCUCUAGGUGCGCGGCAUAGAGCUAUUAAGUCGCUCCAGGAUGUGGUUGAACGCCAGGAAGCUCUGAGAAAUGAGCCAGCCAACGACGGCGAGAGGGAUGCAUUGCUCGCCGCGGUACUCUUCUUCGUCAACUUUGUGCUGCUUGAUUCGGGUAAAGGUGGAUGGCGAGCUCACAUGAAUUUCGUUGGCAAACUUUUAAGCUUGCGGACAACUACUUCUUCGAGCCUACGAAACUCACCAACAUCGGCGCCGGAGUUAUGGUCUGAUCAAAGUCCCCUUCUGGAUUUCGCAGCGGUUGAGUCUCUUAUUGCUUUACCUCCGGCUGGCCAACAUAUUUCGUCUUCCACGUCACCGGGCAUUCGCGACUACAUCGCUUCGGAUUCGGUGGCUUAUUAUAUCUGGAGCAACGCACUCGACUCAUUAGUCUCAUCUUUGAGUAAGACUACCCCGCCACCGUUGACAUUCGACGGAGACGACGAUGAGAUUCUUCAUAUCCUCAUUCGUACCGAGGCGAACAGUUACCACAGCUGCCCUUCUCGUUUACUGCACACUGUUUUUAGGACUUCGCGACUAGCAAGGGAUAUCGGCGCAAGUGAGGCUGGCGUAUUGACUGAGCAGCAGAUGCAAUCUUGUCUCGAGCUUCUAAGGGAAAUCCAAACAUUUGACGGCGAUGCAUGGGCGACCGAAGUUUGCACUAGAAUUACAGCAGCUGUUGGUUACAUGGAUGAUGUCGAAGUUCAAUACCGAAAACAUAUCGCCGCCACAUUCCGCGCUGCUGUAUGCCUCUACGUUCUCUUGGUUGCGCCGGAACUACCAAACCAACUCUCCCAACUCGCAUCAUCAAAUGGGAUAGGUGAGGAUAAUCUGCCCGUCCUCCCCAGCGCAGAAGAGCUCGUCGCUACGAUUUUACAUCACUUAUCCCUCAUUCCGACCGAUAGUCCACUAUUCAAAUUUGCUACAUGGCCAAUAUUUCUUACUGGUGUUGCGACGGCAGAUUCGUCGCGUAGGGCGUGGUUGCUGGAUCGAUUACGCGAUAUGAGAUACCUCUGUCCCUGGGGGAUGGUAACAUCAACGAUGGAGACAUUAGUAGAGAUAUGGCAAAUGAGGGACAAUAUCGCGACGACGGAAGAACAUAAUAUGGGUGAAAGUGGCCUCACUGGAGAAUCAAUGGUGUCGCUACACGAAAGGGACAGGAACAAUUGGCUCGUGCAGCUCAAGGGUUUCAAAAUCGAUUGUUUGAUUGUAUAGACGACCAGACACAACGCAUUAAUUCACGGGAGGCUCCACAGUGGCUCCGAAGAAUCACCCAACCAAUCAUCAGUUGACCAAGAAAGUCUUUAGAGACGGUAGUCUUAUUCUUAUUCAGGACCGAUUUCGACGGGAAAUGACGAUGUUAAUUGUGCGAAAAGCUUACGACUAACUAAUAUGGACCCCGCGAUAUACACACAUACGAUAACCCUUGGCGGACCAGCCCCUCAGGCGAGAACGCCUACACGCUCAAAACCCCGCAUACGGGGUGGCGGUCUUGUUUCGGAUCUGGUCCGCAAGCGCCUUGUAAGAACCAGUCUUGAUAUCUUCCACGAUGCCAGCCUUCUCUUGGAUCUCCCAACCCAACUCUUUAUGGGCCUUCUCGCUAGAAGCACGGCUUGCAGCAGCCAAGAAGGCCGCGAAGAACGGACCGACCUUUCCCUUAGCCUCCUCGAGCGUGAAAGAUUGUACAGGGACCUGCAACGCUUCGGCCAUGGCAUCGAAUACUUGGCGUGCAGUCAGGUCGGUCGAUUCGGUGGCGUUGAAGAUGGAACCGGCUUUCGCCUUCUGCGCGGCUAGGAUGUAUAGACGGGCGGCGUCGUCUACAUGUACGGCCGAGGUGUGCUGUUUG